AUGCGAUCGUAUGUCGAUGACGCGGUUGUUUAUCUCUUUCUAUCGGGAAUUUUAAUUUUGAUUCCAUCGUUUAUUCUACUGGGCUUUGCACAAUCAAAAACAAUUCUAUGGAUCGGUUUAACGCUUUUCUCCAUCGCGUCAAGUAUUGUUAUCAAUGUUAUUAAUAGUUUUGCAUCGAAAUAUGGUCUCGAAAGUGAAAAGGGUACUAUUUUGGGUAUAUUUCGAAGUUUACAAGCACUCGCGCGAGCAACCGGUCCUUUAAUUGCUUCAUUCGCAUAUUGGUCCAUUGGCGAACAAACAACGUAUAUCUUUGGUGCUAUAUUUCUCCUUUGUCCAUGUUUUAUUCUCUAUGAUGUUCAGCAACGUUUUAAACACAUGCGACUUACUCCUACUAUUACUGUCUCUGAAGUUAAAGAUGAUUAA
Messenger RNA from Adineta ricciae, 423 nucleotides. The record is from the annotation of a GenBank genome assembly. NCBI's taxonomy places the organism in Eukaryota, Metazoa, Rotifera, Eurotatoria, Adinetida, Adinetidae.